Molecule: messenger RNA, 4421 nt
Organism: Delphinapterus leucas (beluga whale)
Lineage: Eukaryota; Metazoa; Chordata; Mammalia; Artiodactyla; Monodontidae
Source: RefSeq, a predicted model, not a curated record
CAGAUGGGAGGGGGCGGGAGGGGGGUGGGGGAUCCCGAGGCGCCCGUGGCCGGGAAUCUGGGAGGGCCUAGAGAGGCGCCAGGCGGUUAGCCUCGCCACAACUUACCCAGGACAGGCCUCACUCUGCGUCCUGGAAGAAGGAGCUGGCCCGCCGCUUCCCUCCCGGCUGCUCCUCGGCCUCCACGGGCCCGCCCGCGCUAGCAGCGCCCCUGGAGCCUGCGUCCGCAGCUUCGCCCCUGUCCGCCUGCAGCGCCCGGCGCCCGCCCAGAAGCGCGCAGCUGGGGUGCUGGGGAUAUAACGGUGAGCAAGAGAGACCACGGCCCUUGUUCCCGCUGAUCCUGCAGCCCAGUGGAUGGAGUCCAGGGUACAUAGACCUGCCAGGAGAGACAAAAAUUUUCCUGAUGGUUGGUCCAAGCAGGGACUCCCCGGUGGACUGAGGAAUGGCUGGCUUUUCCUCAGUUCAUACAUCUCUAUGGUAACCACAGGCAGCUCCCAGAAGACCUCGAGAAUGAGAGGCCUGAGGUCUACGAGUUGCUGCUAGAAAUAGUUCAGCCUCUCCAGAAAACAGAAUGCAGCUGCCACACAAGUUUGUAAGGGCCCUGGGCGCACGCUGACCGCGCGCCGGCCGGCUCGCACUUUGCUCCAGGUCCACGCCCGUGGCGCUGCCAUAACAACGGCCUAGACGCCCAGGCCUUAGGCCGCCGCCGCCGCCGGGACCCGGCCUUCUCCCCGCUCCGAGGGGUGGGGCGGCGGCGGCCCGGGAGGCGGCCCGGGCCGGGUAGACGGGACUGCCCCCUCCUCCGAAGCCGGCAGAGGCGGCGGAUUUGCUUCCAAGCAUGCCCUUUCAGAAACACGUCUACUACCCGCUCGCCAACAGCCUGGAGAGACCCGCCUCCGAAGCCGCCGCGGCGGGCGGGGCCGCCAUGGCCUGCGGCCCCCCCAGCGCGGCUUCGGGCCCCCUGCCCUUCUUCCAGUUCCGCCCGCGGCUGGAGAACGUGGACUGGCGGCGGCUGAGCGCCAUCGACGUGGACAAGGUGGCAGGCGCCGUGGACGUGCUCACGCUGCAGGAGAACAUCAUGAACAUCACCUUCUGCAAGCUGGAGGACGAGAAGUGCCCGCACUGCCAGUCGGGGGUGGACCCGGUGCUGCUGAAGCUGAUCCGCCUGGCGCAGCUCACCAUCGAGUACCUGCUGCACUCGCAGGAGUUCCUCACCUCGCAGCUGCACAACCUGGAGGAGCGGCUGCGCCUGAGCCUGGCCGAGUGCGAGCAGAGCAAGAAGCUCCUCGCCAAGCAGGCCGGCGAGAUCAAGCUACUCAGGGAAGAGUGUAAACGCAGGAAAAAGUUGAUCUCCACCCAGCAGUUGAUGAUUGAGGCCAAAGCCAGCUACUUCCAGUGCCGUUUUUGUGACAAGGCCUUUAUGAACCAAGCUUUUCUACAAAGUCAUAUUCAGCGCCGCCACCCUGAAGAUUCUCAUCUUGCAGAGUAUAAGACAAGGGCACAGACUGACAAGCUCCAGAAUGAGAUCGACAUGUUGAAGGAGCAGCUGCAGCUCACCAGGUCUCAGCUAGAGGCUGCACAGCAUGUCCAUGUAGUCAGAUUCUCUAAGGAAUAUGAAAUGCAGAAAACAAAAGAGGAAGAAUUUCUGAAGUUAUUUGAUAGAUGGAAAGAAGAAGAAAAGGAGAAACUAGCUGAUGAAAUGGAAAAAGUCAAGGAAAUGUUUAUGAAGGAGUUUAAAGAACUAACUUCUAAGAAUUCAGCGUUAGAAUACCAAUUGUCAGAAAUCCAGAAGUCCAAUAUGCAGAUCAAGUGUAACAUAGGCACAUUAAAAGAUGCACAUGAGCUUAAAGAAGAACGUCCUCAGCAUCCCCAGGAUUUCCAAAAUGUGAUGCAACUUCUUGACAGUCAGGAAAGCAAAUGGACAGCUCGAGUUCAGGCUCUUCAUCAAGAACACAAGAAAGAGAAGAGCCGGCUCCUGUCACAUAUAGAGAAACUUCGAACCUCAAUGAUAGAUGAUCUAAAUGCAAGUAAUGUAUUCUACAAGAAAAGGAUAGAAGAGCUAGGGCAGAGGCUCCAGGAGCAGAAGGAGCUGAUCAUCACUCAGAGACAACAGAUUAAAGAGUUUACCAGUAAACCAUUAAACAGUGUCAGUGAACCCAGAGGGAAUCCUUUAACCUGGCAAACUUUUGAAUCUAAGCCGACUACCCCAACUGUACCUAUGAGUGCCCCAGCCCCACAGACUUUGGAUGCUAAGUCAAGUCUAACAAUGGCACAUGAACAGGCAUUCUCAUCGCACAUACUGGAACCAAUAGAAGAACUUUCAGAGGAAGAAAAAGGAAAGGAAAAUGAACAGAAAUUAAAUAACAAGAUACAUUUAAGGAAAACUUUGAAGAAUAACCCUUCCCUCACUAAGGAAAUAAGAACAGUCUUGGAGCAGAGUUUGGUGGAGAAACUGGAAACCUUGGGGAUUAGUGCAGAUAUACGUGGUAUUCCAAGUGACCACUUGAAUAGAGUGCUAAGAACCGUAGAAUCAGCAAGACAUGAGCGAGAAAGACAAAUACCUAACAUUCAGCAAAUUCGUGAAUUCCUUGAACAUCAGGUCAGCCGUAAAACUGAGGAGAGAACACUACUGUCCACAGACAGGUACAGUGCUUCUCAAGUGGACACCCUUUCAACUGGAGAAAUACCCAAAGCAAUACAUCUUCCUCUCAAAAGCAGACAGUUGGUUAGACAAAAACCUGUUUUUACCGAUAGGACAUCUGUUCCAAAAGUUAAAAAAAAUAUCACAGAAGAUCAUUUUCCCAGAAAGUCUUCAACUGUUGCGACCCCUCCCUUCAGUUCAGAGGAAGAGCUGGAUGAUGAGGACCUCAUCCAGGCCUGUGUCUCACCAGACUUACUUCCUGUGCUGUCAUCUAAAAGCAACAAGAGUAGCUUUGGAAGGAACACCGUCAAAAGUGACACUGACUGGACUGAGGGAAGUGAAGUUGAGGACUCUGCUAUUUCUCCCAAGCCCACAGGAACCUCCAUUAAAACAUUAACUGGAAAAGUUGAAAAGACAGUUUCAGAUCACAGAAGUGUGAAUAAGCCGGUUGGUGGGCUUAAUGUUGCUGAGGCGUUCAUCAAAAAAUCACAAAAAGAAGAUCUAAAGUGUGCAGAUGUGGACGAUAAUGACUGGGACAUAUCAUCCUUAGAGGAAGAGAAAUCUUUGGGGAAAAGAAUUGGAAGAGAACAGAAGGAAGCUCCACCUGUGAAGAAUGAAUCAAAUUCUACUCAAGUGCCAAGUGCCUGGGGUGCAACUAACCAGAAAGGGCCAAAGGGAGAAGGACCUCAGGAUGAAUGCAGCACAUUGAAAAGCAGCUUAGUAACCGUGACUGACUGGAGUGACUCUUCAGAUGUGUAACUGUCACCCCACGCAUCAGGAGGCCCUUCCAGACGCCAGCAGUAUUGCAGAACCACAGUCUUUCAGUACUGCCUACACGACUCUAAUGCUCCUGCUUGGCAGUAUCUCCUACAGUAACAAGGAAGCUGACUCUCCAAGAACCAGAGUCCCUUUUGUGGCACCUAAUGCAGUUAUUACAAAACAAACUGUCAGCAGUAUUUUGAAGCAUAUAAAGGUGUUUAAGACUGCUGCUUAAAAAUAAUGUGUCGUUGAAGUCAUAAAAAGUUUUUUCUUCAGAACGGCACUCUAGUGUUUGUUUAAGUGUAUUUUUUUUUCAACUAAUCUUUAAGUGAAUUUUUUUUUAAACUUCUUAUAGCAGGUUUUGGUUUGAAUUAGAACCUUUUUUUAUAUCUUUCUUAUGUAUGUUGUCACGUUGGAUGCGUUUUAUUAUAAAGUUCUGUUAGUGUCCUUAAAAUUGAAUUAGUGGAAUCAGUGAAAUCUUAAGAGUAGAUUGCUUAUUUUUCAUAUAGAAGUUUAGAGUUAUAAAAAUAUAGCUAGGCCCACGUUAGAUAACUCCAUUUUCCAGAAGUACUUUUACCAUAUGCAGCUUUGAGCCAUUGUAAGCAUGUCGUUUUAUUUUAGAACUUUAAAUACCAUUUCUGUGGCAUCAUCUUUACCUUGGAUAUUGUAUGAAUAAAAUGUAGCCAGUUUAAAUGUCAGUUAAUUUAUCUAUAAACAGAAUAGAUCCAGUCAAUACUGAAUUCAUAUGUGUCUGUAGUUUUUUUCACUUUUUUUAAAUGCCCAACCCAUAUUCUAAAGUACCUCAAGACUAACUUAAUUUUAUUCUUAACAAUGACAUUGUCAACAUUCAAAAAGUUCAUAUAAACUGUUUUCUGCAUUUUUUAUACUUUGUGGUACUAUCUGUACUCUGUUUCCAAAAAAAAGUUACAUUUUAACUAAAUGGUUUUUUGGAUUUUGGAUCCUUCUUCAUUUUGCCAACCUUUCAAGUAAAGCCCUCCAUUACAUCCUUGUGACUGUGGCUGA